Molecule: messenger RNA, 636 nt
Organism: Epithele typhae
Lineage: Eukaryota; Fungi; Basidiomycota; Agaricomycetes; Polyporales; Epitheliaceae
Exons: 2
Coding region: 1-636 (211 amino acids)
Source: RefSeq, a predicted model, not a curated record
AUGUUGCUUGGUCCGCCAUUCAACAACUUUAUCACCUCGCCUACGGAAGUGGCGGUCAAGUGGGCGCAAGGCUCUGCUGCCGUCGCUUCCUUGUGCUGGGAGGCGACCAUGUACGAAGGCCUCUUGGACAAGCUCCAGGGGAUCACUGUGCCAGUAUUCUACGGGCUUUUCCUCGGCGACUUCGGUGGCACCCCGAUGGGGUGCAUGGUGCUCGAGUGGUGCCCGAGCAGCGGCUGGGAGAUGGCGGAAAGCCCGACGCGAGAUGAAGUCCGGAUGCGCGGAUUGGCGGUGGCCGAUCUCCACAAGGCCCAAGUCCAUCACGGCCAGUUGUACGCACAGGGCGACGCCCUCUGCUGGCUGGACGGCCGACACUUUCUCCGGGCUCAAGACGGGUCGGUGCGCGUGGUGGACUUUUCUGCGGCGGUGCACCACGAAUGCCUGGGCGGCAACAACUCGUAUUGGAUCGACGCUGAGCACCUGAGCGAAGACUGUCACUGCAAGGAACUCACGCUGGCCAUGCACCAUGCUUCCAGGGCGAACGCCGGGCUCCUGAAGGACGUCCCGUGGAUACCCAAUCCGGAGAAACCCCAGCUGGAAGGCGACUCUCGACGGAUAUCACUGUCAAGUUUAUUGUAG